This is a messenger RNA of Xylona heveae TC161, 309 nucleotides long. Its product is annotated as Clavaminate synthase-like protein. The record is from RefSeq and is a predicted model, not a curated record. The annotation marks the transcript as partial. Lineage: Eukaryota; Fungi; Ascomycota; Xylonomycetes; Xylonales; Xylonaceae. The transcript has 2 exons. Gene Ontology annotation, molecular function: dioxygenase activity.
AUUCGCGCCUUGUACUAUCCCCCGCAGGAACCAUCGGACGACGAGACGACCGGUCUAGGUGCGCAUACUGAUGUUCAAUUGGUGACUAUGAUUGCACAAAAGCCAUUCGAUUCUCCAGGUCCGGAGGUUCUUAAUGCUGCGGGCCGGUGGAUCUCUCCAAACCUUGAACCCGAAACAUUCGUAUUUAACCUUGGAGACAUGAUGGGACGUCUCACCAAUCACCAGUUUCUCGCCACUGUUCAUCGAGUUAUAAAUAAGACGGGGAAGCCUCGUUAUUCGCUCCCUUUUUUCUUUGGCCUGAAUAACGAU